AAGCCAUUGGUGGUUUCCAAAUUUCGAAAUCUGUCGAACCUUCUCAAUGGUAGACCCUGUUGAAAUUGAGUUCAAUUAGUAUGUCUUCGAUUUAGACUGAAAGAGCGUUGUCUUAUAUAUAUUUUCCGAGCUUCGCAAUUUUUCUACAACAAUUUUGGCAAAAUACUUGAAGGUACAAAAAUAUUUUAGGUAAUUUUUGUUCGCAGACUGUAGCGAUCCAGGCUUUCCUGGAAGCACGACCGCAGGGAGACGACUUUUCAUUCUAAAUGAAAUAAUAUUUUUUUAAAUAUUAAGAAAACGAAAGCAGCUGUAAGAUAGCUUUUGGUUAUUCAAUUGAUCCUUGAGGUCGAUUUGAUUAGACUCAGCGUUCUACUCUCCAUUCGGUCCAAGUUCCCAUUCGGUGUCUUUAUCGUUACAUAUUUGCGUUGCUGCCAAUGAGUGCUAUAUUUGUCUAGAUUGCAAGCGUAUCAGUCUAUUUAUUAGUCCCAUGUAUAGCGUUCGCAUUAAUACUAGAAGGUAAUUCAACUUCGUCUGCCUUUUUUUUUUUGCGCUAUCUUUUUCCUCUAAUAAUCGGUAGUUUUUCUCCUGCUAAUAAAAGCUAACGUUGGGCUGACUAGAUGGCCGCUGCGACUUGCUGCGGCCCCCAAAAGCAGAGCUGGGGUAUUGCCUAAUAAGAGUUAGCAGAGCCAAAUAUUUUGGGACCCACUGGCUUUAACGUUGACAACAGCUGCAGCAUUCAACAGUCGAUCAUUUGGGCGCUAGGAGUGAUUUGGUCGGCGAUCGCUUUUCACAGAGCCGCCGCCGCCGCCGCCGCCGCCGUCCCUCUGACAGCAAAGCACAGCCUCUGACUCCAACAACCGUUGCUUCACGGUAGUAGAAUGGAACACGGUUCGGUGGAUAACGUUUAACCUAUACCGACAGAAUAAGCGACGCAUAUACUUACGCGGGGAAGAAAUAUACGCGUUAUUUUGCUAAAAGGACGCCGAGUUUUCGUUGCAAGAUAACAUGAAAGCUAGAAAACGGUCAACUGGCAGGCCAUUGUGAAAAAGCCAAAUCAACGGUUUGCUGUUGCUGUUGUUGUCUUCUUGAUGUGGCUUAGCGCCACGCAGUGGGAUUACCGAUUGUCUGUGUUCAUUCUAGACGUUUGCUGACCGGCACUCGUUUGCAGAGAGCGACAGCAGGGUUGCUAUGUCUAUGUCAGUGCAACUGAUCUUAAUAGUGGCAUCUGCUGCCAUCGCGCUUUUUAGAACCGUUCAAAGUGAAACUCAUCUAGCUUCUGAUAGUCUCGGAGUAAGUUAUGAGUUCAAGUUACACGUGGAUGCUGGCCGAGAGGAAUGCUUCUAUCAGUACGUGGAGCAGAAUGCCUCAGUUUACGUCGCCUUUCAGGUGAUCCGUGGUGGGAACGGACGUGCGGCGUUUUCUGUUACGUCCCCAACCGGGCACGUUCUUCUUCCAUAUGACUGGAAACCGUCAGCGGAGUUCGAAGAGCACGAGGCUGCCAUAACAGGACAUUAUCAGCUUUGCAUCGACAACAGUUUAUCUCAUUUUGCAGAAAAGCUUGUUUCGAUUUACUUCAAUUCUUUUAAACGCGACAACUGGAAUGAUUAUAUCGCCGAAAUCGAAAAGCAUGGUCUUACAGUCAGCAAUUUCACGUCGGCGGUGGAGAAGCUAGAGACAAAUCUAAAUGAAAUGGCGAAGUACCAAGAACAUACACGCAACUCCCUUGUGGUUGACUGGUACCUUCUUAAAGGUAACAACUCAUGGGUGCUCUAUUGGUCGAUAUUGCAGUGUGCCGUUAUCGUUCUCGCAACAGCUGGACAAGUUUAUCUCAUCCGGAGUUUCUUUAGCGAUCCACGAGAUUCGGGUGGGAGAAGCAAAACUCGAAUCUGAAUUGCUCUGUUUUCAUCCAAAAGCAUAUAGAAAGCUCAAUUAGCUACAACAACAGACAAUUUGUGGUAGUUAAUAAUGAAAACGUGUGGGAUUUUCAAAUGUGAAAGGGUGCUCGUUAACUGGACUUAAUGAGACAGACCUGUUGGUCUGGGUCAGGGUGAUUCAGCAACAUAAUUAUAACAUAGAUCGAGAGUGAUGUGAUGGAUUGUAUCCCAUCUGGAUAUGUGCCCUGGCACCCUUUUAACACAGUAUAAGAGAAAAUCGCAUUUCGUUAUGUAUAGUGUACCCUUGUACUUCGUAUUUAAAUAUUUUUGCCUGUACAGUAAGAAAGCAACAUUCCUGGGGCUAAUAUUUUCUAGCUAGAAUUCGUAAGCAAUUCAAAAUCUAAAAUUAUUCUAUAUCUUCGGGCCUACAGAGGGCAUUUAUAGUUAUCCGACCUGUUUCUAUAAAGGUUUAUAUUGUUAAACUUCAGUAAAUCGACGAUACAUUUUUUUUAAAUGAGUGUGCCUAUAUACAUCCAUAUAGAUGAAGUACUAGUAUAUAAUAAGAAUGCAUAGAUGCAUAGACGUCGUUGAUAUCAGACAAUUAAGUGAUGCACGAAAGAUGCAGAGACUUUGUUUAUUGACACCAGAGGGCCGCAAGAACGGAGCAGCUGUGUAACGAGUAGCAAUCUGAUGCUUUAUUGUCAUGUAGGACUUCGAUGGUGAUAAAAUGCUACGUUUUCUUUGCUGAGAAUCCAUUUGCCGAUAUGCAGCCAAAAAACAGAAAAUGCAUGCCGCAAUGUCUUCGCGCGGUUUGUCUCUCUCAUUUGUUAACAGGUCUUUGUAGUUGUUAACGUGCAAGGUCUCUGUGUUUUUGCAUCCGAGAGCCAAGCUAUUGUUCUGGAGAUAUCUGUACAACAAUCAUACUGACAUUAAGUAUAAUACGUAUGCUGAAGUAAGAAAAAAGCGUUUUUUUUUUUCAUAAAAUAGUCAUUUUCUGAUAAUUGAUUAAAUGCAUAUAACCGUGAAUUUUUUUUUAAAAAAACAUGUGCAAAUAUUACCUGUAAUUCAAAUUUCGUUUUUUUUUUACAAUUACGUAUUUUAAAGUAAUCUAUAUAGCGACGCUUCUAAUAGCGAUGAUAGAAUAAAAGGUCUAUUCUGAUAUCAAACUGUCAGGGAAGCAUUACUAAAUCGUGGUUGUGCAAUAAUCAUAGAGUUCGUGAUGAAUGCUGUCAAAAAUGGCAUGUUAUUCGAUGACUUUCAUGGGAACAGCUGGAAACUACCACGCGUUCGCAUAUCCCUCUUCCAGUGUCUCUACGUUUUCUCAAUACAAAUAUCAUUUUCUCCUGUUCAAUGUCCUCACGAACUAGACUGGGGCUUUCAUGUAUUUUUUGCAAAAAUGUAAAUACCAAAUUCUGCCCAAGGUUUCCUCCUUCAAAAACUAAAUCUCUCUAAGAUGCAAACCUUAGAGAGAUUUGGUUACCUUUUAUAUUCGUUUUACUUCAUUUAAUCUUGUCACUUCUCAAUAUUUUUGGAGUAAUCGCGUCAUUACCAAGUUAGUUUUUCAAUCAAUAAUUUGUGCUGUUCGAAGUUCUUUUUAACAGUACAAAUGUUUGAGUUUCUUUUUCCUUUAUAUGUGACUUGAACAAAUAGCAUUUUUAUAAAUACUUGACUGUCUAUGAACAAUCUUUUUAUCAACAAGUCCCUUAUGGUAAGAUGCAGGCGAUGUUCUGGUACCGCUUAAUAAAAGCCCUAUUGCUAAGAAAAUGCUGCCUAAUACUGAUGAAGGCUGUUAUAUGCGUUAUUGAAAUGGUGGAUAAUGCGUUUCCUUUAUAGUAGUUAUAACUAAAUAUUAAAUUUGAAUGAAAUGAAUGGCUUCGCAAAUGUAAACUAAUAUACUAUAAAAAGGGUGUUACAUUGCAAAAAUGUAGAAGUGUUCUCGCAAGUAGUCACAAAAAGUGAGCGAUGUCGGGGUUAUUUACUAAAAAUGCUAUAUUCGUAGAAUAAAUACAUCCUAAUAAGUGUUCUAGCGUUUUUUUUAGUAAAGUAUGAACUUUUCUCGUACCGUUCGCAAACAAUUGAUUAAAACGUCGGUCCCGGUACGAAAGAAAAAAUUGAAUUUGCAACACCUAUACAGCGCUUUACUAGUCAGUGAGCUUCCACCUGGAUGGUUGGCGAGCUAUGCGUAGACUCUAUGCUUUGUUUUCUGACGACUGCUUUUUUGAGGAGCUCCAUAUAAUGUUUGUACACGAGUUGAACCGGCUUUCAGCGAUCACAUAGAUGGAUGACCUGGAUGAGGUGCUUCAUUUUUUUUGCACUCUGAAAUAUCGAUUCACGCCACUCUUUUAUUACUGUAGAGUCCAACGUAAAAAUGAGAUGAACCAUGGACCGGUAAAAUCUGCUAGUAACAAUCAUUAAGUAAAUGUAGCAGAAAAAGUUUGAAACAAACCUAGUUCACCACCUAAACUGUCGUUGAGCAGAGUGAAUAUCUCAAGCAUAACCAUCUAAUGAGGACAGCUCUUCUGUGGCUAACGAAAGUCAUAGAGAUGACCUGUGUUUUAAUAAAAAAACGUAUUUUGCCUAAUAUGCUACGGAUAGUAACAUUAACGAAAAAAAAUUAGCAUCUAAUUUAUUUCGUAUUCAAUGCUAACUUUUAAUACUGAUAUUAAAAUACACGAGAGUAUCUUUCUAAAUUACUAU
Varroa destructor (honeybee mite) is the source of this 4571-nucleotide messenger RNA. RefSeq names its product transmembrane emp24 domain-containing protein 1-like. The record is from RefSeq and is a predicted model, not a curated record. Lineage: Eukaryota; Metazoa; Arthropoda; Arachnida; Mesostigmata; Varroidae.